AUGAAUUUCCGCAAGGCAGCCAACCGAUCGGUGUUUUGCAAUGGACAUUAUGACGAUGAAUAUUAUGUACCUACCGUGGCAUUAAUUAUGGCAGUCAUUUAUAGUUUACUAUCUGUUGCAACUGCUUUAGAAAACAUCUUGAUUCUGGUCGCCCUUCGCAGAGAUAGAUGUCUUCAUCCUCCUUCAAAACUUCUGCUUUGCAAUCUCACGAUCACCGAUCUUUGUACUGCCUUAAUUUCACAGCCAGUAUCAGCUGCUGUCAGUUUGGCAGGAAGAGACCAAAUUGGUGGCGAACUAUGUCUUUUGGUAGAAUACACAGCUUUUCUUUUAACAGCGAUUUUCUCCGGUUUAUCUCUGUCGACUGUGACUGUUAUUUCUGUGGAUCGACUCAUGGCCCUUUUGCUAAGAAUACGAUACAAACAAACGAUAACUGGAAGACGAAUCCGUGUUGUUCUCUUUCUAAUGUGGAUCCAAAGCAUUUUAGUGGGCGCCGUUUCUUUCUGGAACAUGAAGGCGUUCUUUUUUGUAUGCGGUCUUUUAGUUACUUUAAAAAUGACAAUCUCGACUUACUGUUACACAAGAAUCUUUCACAAUAUUUGGCGUCGGCGAACAGCCGUGCAAGAUCUCAGAGGAGAAGGAGCAGCUGCUUUGUUAGUGAUGGCACGAUACAGAAAGACAGUGAUCAACUCUUUAUGGGUCCACAUAACAUUAGUAACAUGCUAUUUUCCUUUUGCAGUAGUAACUACUUUAAUGCUUAUUCGUGGAUUAAAUUUCACAAUUUUCGUGGCACAAGUCGUAGCUGUUGGUUUGAUUAGUCUCAAUUCCGUGCUAAAUCCUAUUGUUUAUUGUUGGAAGAUUAAAGAAGUUCGAAAAGCAGUAAAAGAAACGAUAACACAGUUUUGCGCUUGUUUUUACGGUUGAAGGAACUGCCGAAAACUGAAUAUAAUUAUGUGCUAAUGCUGUAAAUUCUAGAGUUUGGCUGUUGCUUGAGAUUAUAACACAUAUAUGUAAAUACAUUUAAAAAUUUGCCGAAUGCUUAAUUUGUAAAUAAGGGAACAAUCCAUUCUGUAAAUUUGCUUAACAGUACUUGGUGAUAAUACUUCCGGGUAGCAGAGUAAGACUAAGAGAAGAGUUACACUAAACUACUAAAUACUGUAAUAGAAAGAGUAUUU
Pocillopora damicornis (cauliflower coral) is the source of this 1172-nucleotide messenger RNA. Its product is annotated as histamine H2 receptor-like. NCBI's taxonomy places the organism in Eukaryota, Metazoa, Cnidaria, Anthozoa, Scleractinia, Pocilloporidae. The record is from RefSeq and is a predicted model, not a curated record.